AUGGUGCCCACUCGGAGUCCUCGACAUGUGUCUUCUUCAAAGCUCCGACGCGACUUCGCGCGUGGCUGGUCGAACCAGCGGCGUUUGGUGGCUCGGACUGCAGAGGCUAGUGUUGAAAGCGCGCUGGAUGCUCUCUUGUCCGUGCAGAACUGUGAGUUUGUGCAAUACUACAGCGCAUGGCACGGAAGUCUUGCAUCUGCUGAACCCAAGAAGCCGAAAGUACAGCGACAGCGGGACAUCUUUCCUUUGCCUCCGCUUGGUGAAUUGCCCCUCGAUGCACACAUCUGUCACAGUACAACUUGCCUCAAGCUCACAAACCUUUGUUUGGCAGCAUUGAAUGCACUUGCUAGCGACAUGCGACCCAAGAUCACAAUCGGCGACAGUGCGCCGACUGCUGCUCAAAAAAGUGUGCAAGUGCAUGUUGCCGGCCGAUGCAACCGCUUGCUUCUGCAGUUUGCCGCGGCUGGGGGGUCUCCUUGGCGAGGCAGCUUUCAGCACUUCGAGGAGACGCCCUCCAGCAAGCAUCCACGAAUGCAGGCAGACGCCGUCGACUUGCCAGCCAAGGCCGCCACUUGUGACCCACUGGAGCUGCUGCCGGCGGAGCUUGCUAGCGCCGUUGUGAGUACAGAGAAGUUGUUCCCAAAUCCUGUGCCAACCCCCUGCCGGCCAUGUGGUGGCCAGGAUGCGGACCGCGAUGAGUACAUCAAGUUGGUGCUGCGUCAGCUGGAGUGUGGUAAGACGGUCCUAAGACGUGAUUGCCAAGCUGUUGGUGAUGUCUUUUGCGUGCAAAAAGCUUCGCCAAGCAAGCAGCGUGAGGUCUGGAACGGCUCGUUGGUGUCGCAGGCUGCCGCUCCUCCACCAAAGCCGUACAAGCUGGCCAAUCCUGGGUGCUUUGUAGACUUGUGCUUCCAAGACGGAGAAGAGGUUUUCAUGUCCAAGCGGGACAUCCACACCUGUUUCGACGUGCUCAAAGCUCCUGAAAACCUGCAGCAGUGGUUCGGCAGGCCGCCCGUGAGCUUACAAGAGCUGAGCCGUGUUGGCAAGGUGCCUUGGCGUACUUUGCAGAAGUAUGUCGCUGGCAGCUCGGGCCAAGGUCUUUCGCGCUUCGCACUCCUGUACCCCACGAGCACCGUGUGGCCCAUGGGCUUUAGCUGGAGUUCGUGUGUGGCGCAGGCUUGCACAGUGGCUUGUUGUGUGGAAGCAGGAGUGAACAACUCGGACUUCCUCACGCUGGACUCUGCUCCGCCUUAUGGGCAGGAGGCUUGCGGGGUUGCCACGGACGACACGUUUUUCUUUCACAAGGACAGACGUCUUGGUCAAGAGCGGCUGCGCAGGCUAGACGCAGUUCUUGACUCACGCGGCUUACCCAAAAACAGUGCCAAGGAUGUUACCCUUCAAACGUCCAUGACGGCUCUGGGCUGUGAGCUCACUUCGCAACCGCCAGCCGUGGAACCGUCGGCCUCGAAGCUGCGCCUACUUUUUACAGGUUUGGUGGACGCUUGCGUGACAGGGCGUGCCACGCCUGCCGGAUUGGGUAGACUGCUUGGGCUGGCGCAGUGGUUCUGUCUGCUUCUUACGAGACCCAUGUACAGCAUAUUCGAUGACGUCUACAGCUUUGUGCAAAGAGAACCGGCCUGCAGAGUUCAGGCUUUCCCUGCCAAGGUGAUCUCGGAGCUGGUGGUGACUGCUUGCUUGCCGCGAGUUCCUGCCAAAGCUCAUCGCUUGUGA
This is a messenger RNA of Symbiodinium natans, 1728 nucleotides long. NCBI's taxonomy places the organism in Eukaryota, Dinophyceae, Suessiales, Symbiodiniaceae. The record is from the annotation of a GenBank genome assembly.